AUGAUUAUCCCAAUAAACCUCGAUACCGUCCCAUUGUCUCCUCUAGGCAGUAAAUUUCCUCCACAACUUGCCCAAUUUGGCACGGACGAGGUUGUGCUCAUCGAGCUCCAGGGUGCUUUGGAUGUGGAGGGCGAUAGGCAGGGAGAGACCGUAGGGACGUUGCGGAUAGACGAUGUUACAAAGAAGACAACGUUGCUCAUAGGCCAUCAUCUCCUCGAAGGCAAACUAGUCAACCUUCCGAAACCAAUCGCUGUCUUACAACACGUAUCAUCCAGCAGCAACGAUCAUGACCAGCCAAUAGAUGACAACGUGGAUAUGGUGUCGGAAGGUGAAGCGAAGAGUACACUAGUGGAGUGGAACGUCGUGGCGGUCGUAAAAACCAAAAUGGUAUUCUCGAGACGACCAAUGCCUAUGGUUGGGAAAGACGCUACUGCUCUAUUGGAUCCAAAGCGAGGAAAGAAGGCGAAGUAA
Sparassis crispa is the source of this 471-nucleotide messenger RNA. RefSeq names its product Chromosome transmission fidelity protein. Gene Ontology annotation, cellular component: Ctf18 RFC-like complex. The record is from RefSeq and is a predicted model, not a curated record. Bases 1 to 471 code for a protein of 156 amino acids. The transcript is spliced from 2 exons. Gene Ontology annotation, biological process: mitotic sister chromatid cohesion. Lineage: Eukaryota; Fungi; Basidiomycota; Agaricomycetes; Polyporales; Sparassidaceae.